ACUCGUAAUCAAGGUGCUUUAUUACAAAGUGAAGUUACGACAAAAAUCAAAAAACGCACGUUGGAUAAAUCGGAUGCACCAUGUGAACAACCAAAAAGGAGAGUGAAAGCUACUAAUAGAGUUAAUAGAGUUGAAAGUGCAGAACAUUAUUCCAAGUCUUAUGAUCCGGAAGAGUGUAAGGAAGAAUGUAUUAAUGUGGAACAAGACGAAGAAAUUAUAAGUGAUGAACAAAACGUUUCCAAUGAAAUAGACGAGGGGGAUGAGACCGAAUUUGAAUCAUUGAACUCUUCUCCUCCUUUGUCCGAGGAUCAGAACCCUCCACCACCGUUAAUUCCAUCACAGCUCAAAGAUUUUCACAAAUACUUCACAGAUAUGAGUAAAGCUCAUAAAUGGGUUCUUACAUCUGGAAAGUGUAUCGAAGAUACUCUUUUUGAACACUGCAAGGAACUGCUAAAUGAAUCACUCUUACAUUCAUGGAUUAUUGAUCUUGAUGACCGAGAGGCAGAAGAACUAUUUACUAUAGAAGAGUGGAAAGAAAUCCAGCGUGAAACCAGAAAAUUUCCGGAAGUUGACGAAACAUUUGUAGAAUCUAUGAUGCGAUUUGCCGAUGUUGAAACAGAAAGCGAACUAAGGAAGGUCUUAGAAACAACAUCCUUCCGAAAUGAAGAUGAGCCUUAUGUCCAAGAAGAUCAUUUUGAUGCUGAAUGGGCUGAAACUGUGAUGAGGAAAUUCCUUAUGUAUUACGAAAAUCAUAAUGAACCGCUAAAAAGAUCACAUCUCGAGUCUUGGUACGAUAUCAAUGUGUGGUCGCAUAUUGUUGACCAUGGUCUUUCCGAUAUAUUUGGAAUAGAAUACGGAGCAAUCGAAGUAGGAAAAAAAUUUGAUGAAACAAAAUUGCUAGCUGAUGGAUUUAAAAUUAGCAAAGCUAUGCAUGACAUCUUCGUAUGUUUGUGUAGACUUGUUAAUUUUGAAGAAACCAAGAUAAGGAAAUUACAAAUCCCGGGCAUUCUUCACUUGGGUCUCAAAUCACAAGUUUUACAAAUGAGUCCUAAAGGAUAUGUAACAAUCUUAAAACGAGAUAAGCUUCUUGAGGUGCCAGCUACUAUUGAAAAAAUAAAAGAUCUUAUAAGAGUAUUGGUUAGCAUAUGGAAGAAAAUGAUCAAAGAUAAUAUGAAGAUAGUGUUCACUGUCCAAAAUCCAAAUGACUUCAAGCGAGAAUUAUUAGGCGAAGAAUCUCCGGAUGGAAUAGAUGUUCCAUGGUCUCUUGAUUCUAUUGUGUAG
Racocetra fulgida is the source of this 1281-nucleotide messenger RNA. Lineage: Eukaryota; Fungi; Glomeromycota; Glomeromycetes; Diversisporales; Gigasporaceae. The record is from the annotation of a GenBank genome assembly.